Euleptes europaea (tarantolino) is the source of this 5002-nucleotide messenger RNA. RefSeq names its product SR-related CTD associated factor 11 (gene SCAF11). Lineage: Eukaryota; Metazoa; Chordata; Lepidosauria; Squamata; Sphaerodactylidae. The coding region runs from base 19 to 4569 and encodes 1516 amino acids. The record is from RefSeq and is a predicted model, not a curated record. Gene Ontology annotation, molecular function: RNA binding. The transcript has 14 exons. Gene Ontology annotation, biological process: spliceosomal complex assembly.
CAGGUUUAUUAAGCAGAAAUGAAGAAUAAAAAGCAAUGUAUACAAAAUGCUGAAGAUGAAAAUCAUGAGGAUACAGAAGCAGGUGAAGACAAUGAAGAAAACCGUUCCUGUUCUUCUAGCAUUUUUUCUGAUGAAGCUGACAGGUGCCCCAUCUGCCUCAACUGUCUGGCAGAGCAGGAAGUUGGUUUUCCUGAAAACUGCAGUCACAUAUUCUGUGUGACAUGCAUCCUCAAAUGGGCUGAGACCAGAGCUUCGUGUCCAGUUGACCGCAAACAGUUUCAAGCAGUAUAUAAAUUAAAUGUACUGGAAGACUGUAUAAAGGUUCAGAUAAAGCAACAAGUAAGCAAAAAAGAUGACCUACUUAGCUGUAAUGAGGGCAAGCAUUGCCCUAUGAAUAUGAAAAGCUUUACAAGAAAGCAAGAAAAUGCAGUCUCAAAACCUUUGAUAGCAAUCUUCUGGAAAGGCUGGAACCAAAAAUACAGCUCUUCAAAUAAUGAAGACAAAAAUGCUGUGUUGGUGAAGAAAAACAAGGCCAGAAGACAGACUUGUUCAAACAGAUUCUUCAGAAGUAACACAUACAAUAGAUCUUUUUCCAGUAGUAGUUUCACUGGCGAAUCUCCUAAUCACCGCAAUGAGUGUAUAGAGAUCAGCAAACUUGACACACUUGUUGAACACAAGAGAAGAGAACUGGAGCUGUCAUGUUCUGUGCUGGCUAGAGUAGAAAGAAUCCCUUCCAUGUGCUAUGAAAUGGAAACUUGUCUCCGUGUACCUGCUGUUGUGGUGGGAACACUCUUUCCAAUAAACACUACGCCUUUGGAAAACUUUGGAUCUUUAGUAAAGGGGUAUGCUGUUACGUAUGUCCAGGAAGGAGAGGAGAAAAAACAAACUUCUGGUACAGCUGGUACAAGAGGAUCAAGAAGGAAGAUUUCAGAUAAUACUCCUAGAAGGAGAUCUGCCCGGAAUACUAAAACAGAAACUGCAAGUCAGUCUCAGAGUUCACCAAAAUCGAGCAGUUCUGGAUGUGAGGCUAGUGGUGAUGGUAGCUCUUUUGUGAAUGCUUCAUGUGCAGAAUCUGAAAAAAUACCUCCAAAACGAAAGGCCAAGAGAGCAGUAAAACAGCAGGAACCUUUAGUUAAAAAGAAACUCAGAAGUUAUGGACGUUGUAGAAAGUCACCUAGUGAUCUAGUUGAAGAAGGUGACUCUGAAACAGAGGUGACGACGCUGCAAGAUAAAGGCAAUUUACCAGAUAUUGAAAACAGUACCCCUGACUUUAGUUGCAGAAGUGACGUAGAGUUGCAAUCUGCUAAUGGAUUAGAAAAUUCCAAGGACCAUGUAGAAUGCAAGGAACUUACAGAAGACUCUUGCAAAGGACAGGAUACUUCAGAAGUGUUAGACAUUGAUCCUUGUGUUCAAGAACCACCUUUGCUCAUCCCUGAAGGUGAAACUGAGAAAUGUGAUGUGGCAGAUGAUACUGAGUUGGAAAGUGAGAGAUGUUCAAGUACCAUUGAACAAGUAGACCAACCUGUACCAGUUCUUGGGGAAGAAUUUUCUGAUGAAACAGUAACGCUUACACAACAGCUCCAGGAAUUAGGCAGUUCAAAAACUGAACUGCCAGGAAAAGUGGAAUUGGUGGCAAUAGCAGACGAACCUUUGAAUCGUUCUGAGGACAAAUUAGCAUUGGAAGCUGAAUCUGUGGCAGUAGCAGAUGAGCCUAGCCCUGAGAGUGAGUUACAGGAGAAACUGGAAUGUGUGGAAUCAGAAAAGCUGUUGAUGUCUGGCCCUGGAAAUGAAUUACUGGGUCGAUUGGAAUCCGCAGCAGUAACAGAUGGGGUGUUGGACAGGACGGGAAAUAAGAACCCAGAGGAGCCUCUGGCAGGUCAUUGUAUUCAUUCUUCCGAUUCAUUUCCAGAACAAACUGUGGCGGGAGAAGAGCAGCCAUUAGGUAGUCCUAGAAGCAAAUUACUGGAACUGCAGGUGUCACUGGAAAUGGAAGAUCCUGAAACUGAAGAAAAAGAAGCAAAUACACUUGCAAAUAAUGAAGACCAAAAAUAUACUGAUUUAUUGUUGAACAUUGCUUCAGGUAAUAAAUGUGAUCAAUCUUUAGAAGAGGACAGAGAAGAAUCCAGAAUGAGUGUAUUGCCAACGAUGCAUACUGAAGAUGCUAAGUAUUUCAAUGACGAUAACAAUGAAAUAGUAGCUAUGGAAUGUGAUUCAUUUAGCAGUGACCAGAAUGAGCCUCACAUAGACCAGCCACUAGUGAGUGGCCCUGUAGAGCAAGAGACAGAUUCUUUGCUACAUGAAGUGGAACAUUCUACAAGUUUUACAAGUCCAGAAAAGAAAGAAGAAUCAGAAUGCUCUGCAGAACUUAAAAAAGAUAAAAAGACUCGAACUAGAAGAUCAAGAUUUCAUUCUCCAUCAACAACUUGGUCUCCAUCCAAGCGAGAAGGAAGAAAAUCUCAGUCUCCAUCUCCUGAAAGGGUGACUGUGGCUGAAAGCAGGAUGUCUCGGUCUCCUCGGAAGGAGACUGUGGCUGAAGGCAGGAUGGCUCAGUCUCCCAAAGGGGAUACUUCCAAAGAAGGGCAAAGGUCUCUAUCCCAGUCUCCAAAGUGGGAUCAACCAAGAAAAAGGAAAAAAUCUUUAUCCCAGUCUCCAAAGAGGGAUCAGCAGAGGGAAGGGUCUCUGUCUCAGUCUCCAAAGAGAGAUCCUCAAAGAGAAGGGAGGUCUCGGUCCCAGUCUCCGAAGAAGGAUCUACUGAGAGAAGAGAGGCGAUCUUUGUCUCAGUCCCCAAAGAGGGGUCUGCUGAGAGAAGGGAGGAGAUCUCCCUCUUGUUCACCAAAGAGGGAUGGAUUGAGAGAAAAGAGGAGGUCAUCACGGACACGAGCGAAAGACUCCUCUCCAAGGCACAGAUGUAGGUCUCAGAGUAGGGACAGAGAUAGUGAUAAAGAGGGGAUAAGACGAGAGCAUGACAGAGAGAGGGGUAGGAGAAGGUGGUCACAGUCACGCUCAAGAUCUAGAUCCAGAUCCAGAUCCAGACCAAGGAAUAAAGGCCUCUCAUUUCCUAGAAAUGACAGAGAUGGCUAUUCACCUCCUAGAUGGAAAGAAAGGUGGACAAAUGACAAUUGGAAAAGUCCCAGAGGAAAUGAUAGGUACAAAAGAAAUGAACAGGAUAAGCUGUCUGAGAACAUGAAGAGAGAAAGGGGCAGCACAAACAAAGAUGAUGAUACACCACUUGAUCCUGACCAGUAUAGUAAAGAUUAUCCAGACUGGGUAAUGGAAAGGAUAAAUUCUGUUCCAGAAGGCAGGAACAGAGAUCGGGAAAAAUUUAAAAGUCCACCAUGGGAGGAAAAUAGACACAAUAAUUCAGGGCCUCCUUGGAAUAGAAACUUUGGAUCUGGUUGGAAUUCAAACCGUGGCAGAGGGGGCCGAAACAGAGGGGGCCGUGGCAGAGGUGGCUUUUUGUACGGAGACCAGAGUGAAAGUUGCUGGCAAACACGUAAUCCCCACUCAGGAAACACAAACAGUACUGCGAAUGAGAGUUCAAGAUUUCCAGAACAUCAGCCAUACAAACGCAAGUCAGAGCAAGACUUCUCUUUUGAUACACCGGCUGAUAGGUCGGGCUGGACGUCUGCAUCUAGCUGGGCUGUAAGAAAGACCUUACCGGCAGAUGUGCAGAAUUAUUAUUCCAGAAGAGGCAGAAAUUCUCCAACUCCACAGUCUGCAUGGACAAAACAAGAGGAAGCAGCAGCACCUGAGCAAGAUCCAACCUUCAAAGACCAAACUAGCCAACAAGGUGAUAAUUCUCAACUACCAAUAAACAUCAUGCAACCACAGAUGAAUGUAAUGACACCAGUAAAUACGCAACAUCAGCCAAUGAAUAUCUUCCCGUAUCCAAUGGGUGUUCAUGCUCCCAUUAUGAACAUUCAACACAAUCCAUUUAACCUCCCACCGCCGGUGCCCAUGCAUCUUCAUACAGGAGUGCCUCUUGUCCAAGUAGCAACACCCACCAAUGUGUCUCAGGGACCACCUCCACCACCACCACCUCCACCACCGUCCCAGCAGGUUAAUUAUGUUGCCUCCCAACUGGAUGGAAAACAAUUGCAGGCUGUUCCUAGUACUUCCCAUGGAGCCAACAACAUGGGUACACCAAUCCUGCCUGCUUCAACAGCAGCUUUGGGAAACAUGGAAGCAGUUCAGGGACCAAGUUCUGGUAAUACAACAUCGUCAAGUAACAUCAAAUCUUCUAAUGCUGCUGUAAAAUUGGCUGAAAGCAAAGUAAGUGUAACGGUGGAAGCCAGCGCAGAUAGCUCGAAGAAAGACCAGAAACUGUUAAUUCAGGAGAAAGCUGCACAAGAAGUGAAACUGGCUAUUAAGCCGUUUUACCAGAAUAAAGAUAUUUCUAAAGAAGAAUAUAAAGAGAUUGUGAAAAAAGCAGUAGACAAGGUUUGUCACAGCAAGAGUGGGGAAGUGAAUUCUGCAAAAGUGGCAAAUUUGGUCAAAGCUUAUGUGGACAAAUACAAACAUUCAAGGAAGAAAAAUCCCGAAGAAACCAUUUCUGUGGAAAGAAAAUGAGUCAGCUGGAAAAUGCCAUCGAGAUGUCUGCAAAGUGCAAUUUUGACAUGGACUAUUAACAAAAAAAUAGUGGAUGAAAUCUGAUUUUGAUAAAAUUAUUUUUCAAUAUAGUGUAUAAUGUUUUGUUAUAAAUAAAUACAGAUUAAUGCUGCAACUUCUUUAUCCUUUUGCAAAAGGAUAUGUAAAGAGAAACUGAAAGGAAUAAAGGAGAGUGCCCCCGCUUAGUAAUAUACAAUUGUGUGAAUACCACAUGUACAGUAUUUUGGUUCAAACAGUGGAGUGCAGAGGCACAAAUGUUUGUCAGAAUACUGAUAUUUGGAAAGGAGUAUGUACAAUAUAUGUAAAUCAGUCAAGGUGAUUUUUUUUCCUUUGGUCCUCCUGUCAAUCCUAUCCAACCCUUUCAGUUCUAGUACAAUAAAGUAUUUUGCUUCAA